Messenger RNA from Gavialis gangeticus (Gharial), 2554 nucleotides. RefSeq names its product USH1 protein network component harmonin (gene USH1C). Gene Ontology annotation, cellular component: photoreceptor inner segment; plasma membrane; stereocilia ankle link complex. Gene Ontology annotation, molecular function: protein binding. The transcript has 22 exons. The record is from RefSeq and is a predicted model, not a curated record. Gene Ontology annotation, biological process: inner ear morphogenesis; inner ear auditory receptor cell differentiation; sensory perception of sound. Bases 48 to 1718 code for a protein of 556 amino acids. NCBI's taxonomy places the organism in Eukaryota, Metazoa, Chordata, Crocodylia, Gavialidae.
GCCGGAGCCGGGAGCCGGGAGCCGGUGCGGGCGCGGCGGCCUCGGGCAUGGAGCGCAAGGUGGCCCGGGAGUUCCGGCACAAGGUUGACUUCCUCAUUGACAAUGAAGCAGAGAAGGAUUAUCUUUAUGAUGUGCUGCGGAUGUACCACCAAUCCAUGGAUCUUCCAGUGCUGGUGGGAGACCUAAAGCUUGUGAUAAAUGAACCAAGUAGAUUGCCUCUUUUUGAUGCCAUCCGUCCUCUUAUCCCAUUAAAACACCAGGUGGAAUAUGAUCAGUUAACACCAAAACGGUCAAGAAAGCUGAAGGAAGUGAGACUGGAUCGUUUGCAUCCUGAAGGGCUUGGAAUAAGUGUGCGAGGAGGACUGGAAUUUACCUGUGGGCUCUUUAUCUCUCAGUUAGUUAAAGGUGGACAAGCAGACAAUGUUGGACUUCAGGUUGGAGAUGAGAUAGUUCGGAUAAAUGGGUACUCCAUCUCUUCAUGCACUCAUGAGGAAGUAAUAAAUCUUAUCCGCACAAAGAAAAUUGUGUCCAUAAAAGUAAGACAUGUCGGCAUGAUACCUGUCAAAAGCUCUGCAGAUGAACCUCUUAAGUGGCAAUAUGUGGAUCAGUUUGUGUCAGAUGCUGGGGAAGGAAAAGGCAGCAUGGCAGGGCUCAUUUCAUCUGGAGGAAGAGACAGUAAAGAGAAGAAAGUCUUCAUUAGUUUGAUUGGUACGAAGGGUAUGGGAUGCAGCAUUUCCAGUGGUCCAACACAAAAACCAGGCAUCUUUAUUAGCAAUGUUAAGCCAGGAUCUCUUUCUGCAGAAGUGGGAUUAGAGGUUGGUGAUCAGAUUGUUGAAGUAAAUGGAGUGGAUUUUUCAAAAGUGGAUCACAAAGAGGCUGUGAGAGUGUUAAAAAGCAGUCGUACACUGACUAUCUCUGUAGUAGCAGGAGCUGGAAAAGAGCUUUUCAUGACCGAAGAAGAGCGGCAGAGAGAGGAGCGCCUUCAUGAACUGGAGCGUCAGGAGUUAAUGCAUCAAAAGCGGGUCGCGUUAGAGACAAAUAAAAUCUUCAAAGAACAGCAAGAGAAAGAGAAGUUAAGAAAACAGGAGAUGACUCAGAAGACUGCAGAGGAAGAAGAAAGAUAUCAUAAAGAAAUUGGACAGAUAACAGCAGAGGAAGAGAAAUUUAAGAAACAAUGGGAAGAGGACUGGGCACCUAAAGAGCCACCUAAAACUGUAAAAACUGUGACUGCUGAAGUUCACCGUGCCCCUUCUCCUAAACACAGAGUAGAUUUAAAGGGAGUUGCACGUGACCAGCUUACAGCAGAUGACAUGGAUGGAAUGAGCAUGAAGCAGGACAAACAGGGCUUCCAGAAGUACGUUGAAAAUUUUGACCCUUAUUCAAUGUUUUCACCAGACCAAGUUAUGGGAAAAGAUGUGCGGCUGCUGCGUAUUAAAAAGGAAGGGGCAUUAGACCUUGCAGUAGAGGGAGGAAUUGAUUCUCCAAUUGGGAAAAUAGUUGUCUCUGCUAUCUAUGAGGGUGGUGCUGCAGACAAACAUGGCGGCAUAGUGAAAGGGGAUGAAAUAAUGGCAGUAAAUGGAAAGAUUUUAGUUGAUGCUAAACUGGCAGAAGCACAGACAACUCUAUCGAGAGCAUGGAACAUGGGUGGGAUUGAGAGACUUGGAAGAGACCUUAAGGGUCACCACAGGUCCACCCCAUUUAAGACUGGAUUGACUUAGUCAUUGCAGCAUCUCCUCCAAAGGAAUAUGAUGAUGAAAUGACAUUUUUUUAAAGUGCAGAAGGUAAAACUGAAGAAACGAAGACUAUGCUCUGAAGAAAGCUGCUGAUUCAAAAAUGUGAAAUCAAUAGCUUUGCAAAUUAUACACGAGAAUUUUCUGACUUUAGAAUCGAACUGCACUAGAGAGAUGCCUGGCCUUUAGACUCUUUGAGUAAUUUAUGUAACUUCAAAGCCUUCCACGGACUCAGAAUAUGUAGGUGUGAGAGAGAGAAUUAGUAACUGAGGAAUGCUGCCAAUACCAAUAAGCUAUUCUGUAAGAUUGUUAGGAUCUAUAUAUUUUUCUUUAAGGCUUGUGGGGCCAAAUUUUGCAAACCAGCUUUCAAAAGUACACCAGCAAUUUGCCUAGAAAUAGACACCAGCAUAUGCUCAUAGGAGUUUAAAGCACAUCUAUUCUCACAUUUCCAGUGUGAUUGCAGUUUCACGUGAUGGCUUGGGCAGGGGUGACUGACAGUUUGUACCCAAUCUUUGUGGGGGGUUUCUGCUGGGGCAUAGGUGUAUGGAUUUUCCGUUAGCACUUACAGAGAUUGUCCUUGUAAGCAGUUCAAGGCUUCGUUCUGCUUCUUUUACAUGGUUAGAGUAAAAUACAUCCCUGUGCAAAAUAUUUAGGUACCACUGAAGCUUACUGAAUGUUUUAGAAGGGUUUAAGUGGUUCAGAGGACUGGAGUCUUCUGCUCCACAGAACUGCAUUUCACCCAUUUCCAUUCUCAGUGAGCUGUCCUAUUUAAAUCAGUAGACUUGGUCACAGAGGGCGCAUCUACAUGUGCAAUUAGCGUGAAG